Molecule: messenger RNA, 1895 nt
Organism: Drosophila mojavensis
Lineage: Eukaryota; Metazoa; Arthropoda; Insecta; Diptera; Drosophilidae
Exons: 4
Coding region: 44-1243 (399 amino acids)
Source: RefSeq, a predicted model, not a curated record
CACUGAACUAGCACUGCGCGAUUCUUUGUUUACAUCUUGAAUCAUGGAAGUGCCUUUAAGCGAGUUCAGCUCGCUGGAUCUGGAACGUGAAUUGUACGCUCGAGCAAAAAAUACGGAUGGAUUAAAGCAGGAGCGCUUUGGCCGCCUGUUGGCUGCCCGACAGCAAGACAGCCAGUCGUCGAUCCGACAAAGAAGAUCGUCCAUUGCAAAGUUUGGAGCUCGCUUGCAAAUGGACGACUUUGCCGAAAUAAAAAUGUUCGAUCCGACAGAGUUUGAGUUCUUGUCCAAUAAAGUUCGAUGGCGACUCGAUCGUGUACGACGAACAGAGGAUGGCGAAGGACUGGAAUACUUCCAUCCAGAUGUACUCAGUCGCAUCGACCGCAGCAAGACGUACAUGCUGAAUAUGGAUGAGUUUCUAGUGCGACAAGAGCCAUACAUUCAUAAGAUCUUUGUUAUUUUCAUAUCUCGGACUUGUGGGCAAGAGCAUAAGCUGUGCUAUGCAAGAAGUCUGGCCAAACUGCGCAGCUGGGAUGAGCAGGCGGAGGAGUUUGAAUGGCCCCUCAUCACGACUGAGAACAUAACCAGCUUGAGUGCGGAUAAUGCUGAGCUGCAGACGACGCUCAUUACAACAGAGAACAUUGCCAAAGCGCUGAGCUACGUAUUGGGAACAGUUAAGGACAAUAAUCUAGAAAACAUUGUGGCCAUUGCCUGUGAUACGAAUCGACUCGGUGUGCCAGCCAUAACGAUGCUGCUGGAGGCGAGUGGCCAUGUGAUGCCACCGACGCUCUACGACAUCUAUGACCUGCAGAUCACCUUGCAGAACAUGUUCUGCUCCGCCUGUGUGCGGAUCCUGAUGCGUGUGGAGCACGAGAUAUACACGAAGACCACGUACGGGGAUCAGCUGUGCAGGCUGUGCUCUGGCAAUAGAACCAAGAAUAUGAAUGCUGUUCUGCUGCUGAUGGAGUAUGUGAAUAAGUUGCCCCAGAUUCUAAAUACAAUGUGGAGCUUCGAGGAGCAUCUGGACAAGCCAAUUUCCCUAAUUGGCCUGAACAACAGAUUGCUGAAGAUUUACGGCUCACACAUCAAACGAGAGCUGCCGCCUAUAACAUUCGAAGACUGUGCCGCGGGCUCGGGACUUUUGCAAUUGAUCGUCUUUGAUGCCCUGUGGUGCAUCUCAACCGAAGCUGAACCUGAAGAGAUAAAUCUGGAAGUCAUAGUCUAUCCGCCACACAACCAGGAAUGAGCUGUUUAAGAAUAAGUUAGAUAUAUUUAUUAUUUAUUUUAUUGGAACAUGGAAUUCAGUACAGUUAUAUUUUGAUAUACUUAAUUUAUGUGUAGAGCAUAGCGAGACAAAUCUGUAUAAAUAUCGCUAGAUAUAGCAGUUCACUGCAGCCAGAACCUGUGGCCGCAUUAUGCACCAUGCUGGCUGUAAAGACCUGUGAUCUCUGCGUAAUCUCGUUCUCAAAGCUCUCCUCGGUUGCAUCGUACUGCAGCUCCGAUUCCGUUGAAUAGUUGGGCAGCUCAACUUAAAUUAGAAUAAGAAAUGUAUUAGAAUAUACAUAUAUAAUACUAUAGUGAUAAGGCAGUAACUACCUUCGCCACCUGUGGCAAAUCGCACCGUCUUGCUGUUGUCGCUCCAGCCAAAGCUAUUCCGCGCCAGCACUGAAACCUCGUACAGACUGGCCGGCUGCAGUCCAUGCAAUGUGUACGAGGUUAUGUAAAUGGGACCUAUAUGGAGACUAUGCAAAUAAAAUGAUGACUAGAUAUAAGAGACUAGGCUUACCAAUGGUCAUUUGUGCUGGAAUCGUCAGUUCGGUCCAGUUUGUGCGAAUGGGCCUUGUUAUAUUUGCUGUUUGAAAGAAAUGAAGGCUAUAAAUAGACUGAAACUAAUGUAA